This is a messenger RNA of Solanum lycopersicum (tomato), 1974 nucleotides long. Its product is annotated as protoporphyrinogen oxidase. The record is from RefSeq and is marked validated. Gene Ontology annotation, biological process: porphyrin-containing compound biosynthetic process. Lineage: Eukaryota; Viridiplantae; Streptophyta; Magnoliopsida; Solanales; Solanaceae. Gene Ontology annotation, molecular function: protoporphyrinogen oxidase activity, oxygen as acceptor.
AAACGGUGAUAUUUUCUCAGAGGAGCUGAGAGUGCAGUCAUGACAACAACGGCCGUCGUCAACCAUCCUAGCAUUUUCACUCACCGGUCGCCGCUGCCGUCGCCGUCCUCCUCCUCAUCCUCAUCGCCGUCAUUUUUAUUUUUAAAUCGUACGAAUUUUAUUCCAUACUUUUCCACCUCCAAGCGCAGUAGUGUCAAUUGCAAUGGCUGGAGAACACGGUGUUCCGUUGCGAAGAAUUAUACAGUUCCUCCCUCAGAAGUUGACGGUAAUCAGUUACCGGAGCUGGAUUGUGUGGUAGUCGGAGCAGGAAUUAGUGGUCUCUGCAUUGCUAAGGUGAUAUCGGCUAAUUAUCCCAAUUUGAUGGUGACGGAGGCGAGGGAUCGUGCCGGUGGAAACAUAACGACGGUGGAAAGAGAUGGAUACUUAUGGGAAGAAGGUCCUAACAGUUUCCAGCCUUCGGAUCCUAUGUUGACUAUGGCUGUAGAUUGUGGAUUGAAGGAUGAUUUGGUGUUGGGAGAUCCUGAUGCGCCUCGCUUUGUCUUGUGGAAGGAUAAACUAAGGCCUGUUCCCGGCAAGCUCACUGAUCUUCCCUUCUUUGAUUUGAUGAGUAUUCCUGGCAAGCUCAGAGCUGGUUUUGGUGCCAUUGGCCUUCGCCCUUCACCUCCAGGUUAUGAGGAAUCAGUUGAGCAGUUCGUGCGUCGUAAUCUUGGUGCUGAAGUCUUUGAACGUUUGAUUGAACCAUUUUGUUCUGGUGUUUAUGCUGGCGACCCAUCAAAAUUGAGUAUGAAAGCAGCAUUUGGGAAAGUGUGGAAGCUAGAACAAACUGGUGGUAGCAUUAUUGGGGGAACCUUUAAGGCAAUAAAGGAGAGAUCCAGUAACCCUAAACCGCCUCGUGAUCCGCGUUUACCAACACCAAAAGGACAAACUGUUGGUUCAUUUAGGAAGGGUCUGAGAAUGCUGCCAGAUGCAAUUUGUGAAAGACUGGGAAGCAAAGUGAAACUAUCAUGGAAGCUUUCUAGCAUUACAAAGUCAGAUAAAGGAGGAUAUCUCUUGACAUACGAGACACCAGAAGGAGUAGUUUCUCUGCGAAGUCGAAGCAUUGUCAUGACUGUUCCAUCCUAUGUAGCAAGCAACAUAUUACGCCCUCUUUCGGUCGCCGCAGCAGAUGCACUUUCAAGUUUCUACUAUCCCCCAGUUGCAGCAGUGACAAUUUCAUAUCCUCAAGAGGCUAUUCGUGAUGAGCGUCUGGUUGAUGGUGAACUAAAGGGAUUUGGGCAGUUGCAUCCACGUUCACAGGGAGUGGAAACACUAGGAACAAUAUAUAGUUCAUCACUCUUCCCUAACCGUGCUCCAAAUGGCCGGGUGCUACUCUUGAACUACAUUGGAGGAGCAACAAAUACUGAAAUUGUGUCUAAGACAGAGAGCCAACUUGUGGAAGCAGUUGACCGUGACCUCAGAAAGAUGCUUAUAAAACCCAAAGCACAAGAUCCCUUUGUUACGGGUGUGCGAGUAUGGCCACAAGCUAUCCCACAGUUUUUGGUCGGACAUCUGGAUACACUAGGUACUGCUAAAGCUGCUCUAAGUGAUAAUGGGCUUGACGGGCUAUUCCUUGGGGGUAAUUAUGUGUCUGGUGUAGCAUUGGGAAGGUGUGUUGAAGGUGCUUAUGAAAUUGCAUCUGAAGUAACUGGGUUUCUGUCUCAGUAUGCAUACAAAUGAAACCUCCUCUUGGGGAGGUACUGUUAGGUUUCAAAAGUUUUGCUUAUUAGAGUUAUUUUAGCUUUGGUAAAUGAUUUAUGCUUGAUUUCAGUCGUUUUUGUUGUAAUCUUGGUUCUCAUUUCUUUGGGACAAAAUGUUCUUGUCAAGGAACAAUACGUUUAGAGUUCGAGUAUCUGUUAAUUGUAAGAAAAUCUAACAUAUUGGGCAUAAUUAGCUGCCUGCUUUGCCAGUAGAUAUAUUAUAUGGCUUGGUUAAAUA